Molecule: messenger RNA, 3809 nt
Organism: Labeo rohita (rohu)
Lineage: Eukaryota; Metazoa; Chordata; Actinopteri; Cypriniformes; Cyprinidae
Gene: ccnd2b
Product: cyclin D2, b
Exons: 5
Coding region: 466-1353 (295 amino acids)
Biological process (GO): positive regulation of G1/S transition of mitotic cell cycle; regulation of cyclin-dependent protein serine/threonine kinase activity; mitotic cell cycle phase transition
Cellular component (GO): cytoplasm; cyclin-dependent protein kinase holoenzyme complex; nucleus
Molecular function (GO): cyclin-dependent protein serine/threonine kinase regulator activity
Source: RefSeq, a predicted model, not a curated record
AUAUCAUGUGUCAUGUAGGCUAUGUCAUGCAUGUAAAAAUCUGUACUUAUCCCGUCCGGGACUUGUUUCAAAGUGCACUAGAUGUAUUUUAGAGGGGUUGUGAGUAGAGGUUUACUUAGGGAUUAGCUAGAAUGCCAUGCAUGUGCAAUGACUGGGCAGGAAGGGAAAAAAAUUGAGCAUUUUUGCAACGUGAAUUGAGCAGGAGGAGGGACUGACAUUGCCUUUUGGGUGGUCAUGCAGUCAGAAGAGCUGAUCUGCUUCAUCUGUGUCUGCAGUUCAGAAGGAAAGACUCAUGCUUGGGAUUGCAGCCUCCGUGAUGUAAAAAGUGAAAGUUUAAACAGUGCAAACGAGUUCUAUUGAUGCCUAAAGCAACAACACCAUCGUCCUUUUUGCAUAGGCACAGCCACAUGCAGCUGGCACUGUGAGGUGGUAAUAUUAGUUAGCAACAGCGAGAAAAGCCCAAACAUGGAACUUUUUUGCUUGGAAAAGGACGCAAUCAUGCGAGCUCAGAGAGAUCCCAACAUCUUCUGCGAUGAAAGAGUAUUACAAAGUCUUUUAACAGUGGAGGAUCGAUAUGUUCCACAGGGACCCUAUUUUAAAUGUGUCCAGAAGGAUAUUCAGCCUUUUAUGAGGCGGAUGGUCGCGACGUGGAUGCUGGAGGUUUGUGAAGAGGAGAAAUGUGAAGAGGAUGUCUUUCCCCUGGCUAUGAACUACCUGGACCGAUUUUUAGCUGCAGUUCCUACAAGAAAAUGUUAUUUGCAGCUCUUAGGGGCUGUGUGUCUCUUCCUGGCUUCAAAAUUAAAAGCAUGCCAACCGCUGUCGGCCAGGAAGCUCUGCAUGUACACAGACAACUCCAUUACAUCUCAACAACUGCUGGAGUGGGAGUUGGUGGUUCUUAGCAAAUUGAAAUGGAACCUGGCUGCCAUUACCCCACUUGACUUUAUCGAACACAUCCUGUACAAACUGCCCUUCUCCGAAGACAGACUGACGCUGAUCCGCAAACACACGCAAACCUUCAUCGCCCUCUGUGCAACAGAUCACAGCUUCACCAUGUACCCUCCCUCCAUGAUCGCCACAGGAUGUGUGGGGGCAGCAGUAAGUGGCCUUCAGCCCGACCAGAGCAACCAAAAUCUGUGGGGGGACAAUCUGACAGAGCUGUUGGCUAAAAUCACCCACACUGAGGUGGACUGUCUGAAAUCAUGUCAAGAGCAGAUCGAGCAGUUGCUGACCAACAGCCUGAAAGAAAGUCAACAACAGCAUCAACAGCAACAGGAGGGCAGAGCCAGCAACAAAGGGAUGCAAUCUCAAAACCUGUCCUGCACCCCGACAGAUGUCCGUGAUGUCAACUUAUGAUGUCGGUUCCUGUUCCUAUCCACCUCCUCAGCCUACAAAAGAUUCAAUUACUAUUAUAUUACUGUAUUUAAGUUUUAUUUCAAAGCCACAUUAGAUGGUCAUACACGCAUAAUAUAAGAACGCAAGCUUGAUGUUUUAUAACGGAGCAAAACAGCUGCUGCUGCCGUCUCAUAUCCGCAGGCGGUGGCGUUUUACAUACUUGAAUUUAAUUGAAUUGGCCUCAAACCAUGAUUGAAUAAUGCAGUAUAUUGUAUAUUACUUAACAAAGAGCAUACAUCUGUUUUGGCUGUCAUAUGCAACUGUAUUAUUAUCAUUCUAAUUUAUAUUGUUAUUUAAUAAUUAUAAUAAUAAUACCUAUUAUUACUAAAAAUAUUAUGCUUUUUAUCUUAUAAAAUAUGUAUUUACUUAGUCAUUCCCAGAGGCCGUUUUUUAUAUAAUAUAUGGUGUAUGUGAUCCCACAAAAAUGCUGUUGAAUGGAUAGAAACAUUCAUCAGUUUCUUCAGUGGGAUCCGUUUGCUUAUAGAGAUAUUAAUACAAUGAUCUGAUGAGUUGCUUCUCAAGUAACUCUUCUUUUAGGGACUAUUUACAGUGAAUGUUGUUGCAUGCAUUAAGCAUAUAUGAAUAUUAAUAAGUUAAAAGGUUUCUAUCCAUGCAUGGUGACCAUCACGGCUUUAUGAGCACGUAGGACAGUUUCAGAUGGACACUAAGUAUGUAAUGAAAGUAGUGUAACGGUGAGGUAGGGAAGGAAGGAAAGAAAGAGGCGAACUGAAGAAUGCACGUUGAAAGAUUUUGCACGUGAUUGAAAUAUUAGGUGGUUUCUGGAAUGCUCUAUAAUGUUGAUAAUGAAUGCAUCAAAUGUAAUGCUGUUCGCUCAUCAAACCUGUUUAAACACCGUCAGAUGUGGGUCAGAGACUAUGCUGGAAGGAUUUGAUCAUUUGGGAGUCUUAAAAUCCUUCUUAGCAAAGACACGAUACAAAUGCACUUUCAGAUAUCACCUCUCGCUGGUUAUCCGUGGUAUACAAGAGGAGGGCGACUUAUUUCUAAGGGGUUUUUUUUUUUUUUUUUUUUGCAUUGUUUUUCCUAAGUUAUUUUUGUUUUGGGGCUGGUUUCCCAUAUUAGGUGUGCUUGCGGGUUAUAGUUUUAAAUUUAGACCAAUAAAUUUAGACCGAAAACUGAUCUAACAGUCAAAUGGUGAGGUUUGACAUGCCAAGAUUGGUUGCGUUUUACUUUAGUUGUGUUGAAUUCAUGUCAGCAUAGAUAGGACAUCAUCAAAUUUCAUUAAAUCACUUUAUUUUAUUAGUCUAUUUUAUGUUCUUUUCUCAAAAUAUCAGUCAUCUACUUGAACUUUUCUCAUAUAUAGGAAAAAGAUAUUUUGAAACAUGCCAUUUUCUUUUCUCUUUCUUCAUUACUUUGUUCUUGCACUUUUGAAAAUUGAUUUCUCAAAUCAGUUCUCUUAAUAUUAGAGGAGUUAAAAGUAACUCAGAGGUCUGAGAUGCUUAAGAUGUUUACUUCGAAUAUAUUACGUGUUGUGAUGACACUAGCGUGCCAUUCCAACACAUCUAUGCAAAUGAGUGUUUUUCAAACAAUGUUCAUUUUGAUUUUCAAUGUUCACCCAUUUCCCCACAUUUAAGUUUUGAGUGUGUUUGUGUGCUGUUAGAUCCUUUAGUUCAUUUUGUGUUCUUCCCAUUCCUUUAUUUCUGUGUAAAUGUUUGAACUUGUGUUCCAGUGCUGCUAAAAGAAAAAGAAAAAUGAAAAAAGAGCUAUUGCAUACCUUCAUUUCGGUUUCCGUGUUGCUGCUAUAUCAGAUUAUUGAACAUGUUUUCGUGGUGGCUGCAUGUCUGUUUUCUGUUUGCAUUUACACUGUCAAUUAUUUUCAUGCAUGAAGUGCCUUGGCGGUUACUUGCAGAUAUUUGCAUGAACAAGUCUUGCCUCAUUUGUGUUUAAUGUUAUCUGACUUAACUGUUGUCUGACUUCUUUUUCUAGCUAUUAUAUUACUUUGUGUUAUGAAACACCUUUAUUGUUUUCAAGUAAUGUUCCUGCCCACAGUCACAAUACCUCACAGUACUUCAGCCAGGUAGUUUAUAGAAGAGUAGUAGGUCUAAAAAAGGGGCGUUGAAGCUUUUUAACAAGUUUGUUACCCUACAGGAUAAGCCUGAAAACUUUUUUUUUCUUUUAUUAACUUAUCAGAUACACACUCACCAAACAGCUAUAAAUGUAUUGUCUUAUGAGGUGGUAUAUGUAAGACUGGGGCAACGUGUCGUUUAAUUACAAAAUAUUGUUUUAAAUUGUGUUUGAAUUAUGUUGAAGCAGCCACCUUUUGUUAAAAGUUCCACCUCCACAUCCACAAAAAUACCCAAAGACAUGGCAUUUCAGCAAUACCUUAUUUUUUAUUUUUGCCCUUGGACACUUACCUCAUUUGGACCUAUCAGACAUUAAAUUCAAUAAAUCUAAAUUUG